This is a messenger RNA of Mauremys reevesii (Reeves's turtle), 5145 nucleotides long. Its product is annotated as maestro heat-like repeat-containing protein family member 7. The record is from RefSeq and is a predicted model, not a curated record. The transcript is spliced from 10 exons. The coding region runs from base 125 to 685 and encodes 186 amino acids. Lineage: Eukaryota; Metazoa; Chordata; Testudines; Geoemydidae.
CAGCACCAUGAAACCUGCCCUUUAGCCAGACCUAGAGACCCACCUCUUGCGAGCUGCCCUUCGCUCCGUCUUCACCCUGGGCACAGAGAAGGACACCAUCAACAUCCAGGCUCUGCACAAAGUCAUGCCAGAGCUCCUGGAUGCCAUGCUGGGGAACCUGCUGGCAGAGUCCCCAGACGCAGACAGGCUCCACUACAUCUUGGAGAUCUCAGCAGAGUUCCCUAGGAUGGGUCACCAUGUGGCACAGCUGGCUCUGUUUGUCAGUGACCCAGACAAGGACAUCAGCCGGCAGGCCAGGGAUGGGACUUACCGGCUGUACCAGCUGCUGCUCCAACAGAGGAGGCUGACCAUACACGAGGCAGAAGAUCUGUGGUACCACUACUGGCACCAGGACAGCAGGCUCCUGGGCUAUAAGAACACAGCCAGGGUGGAGGAGGUCUUUGGAAAAUUCUUCUCUGAGGGGCAGAGAAAAUACUUCCUCCAGACAGCAAUGCUGGCAAUCCAUGAUCCCCUGCUGCAUGUCAGCCAGGCUGGGCUGCUCCUCACAUCCUCCAUCCUGGGGGAAGCCCAGCAACUGAUGGGGGACAAGUUGGAGGAUGUCACAGCCAAGGUGAUGUGCCAGCUCUGCAUCAUCCGGCACUUGCACCAGGUGCCCGAGGCGCUGCAAGGACUGUGCCUCAUCUGAUGCCCUUAAAGGUUCUCCUCCCAUGUUCAGCAACUCCCGCUCCCUGCUGCAGGCCCUGGGUGUGUGACUGCCUCCCAGAUGGGUGCAGUCAGAAGCUGAGCCACCUCAGGGAGCAGUGGGGACAGGUCACCUUGUUCUAUGAAACCAAGCAGUGCUAGUUCUCAAAGAGGCUGAGAGGGAAGACCACGCUCCCUCAUGGAGCAAGAGGCUCCCUACAGAUGUCCUCAAACCUGUUCUCCUGGGAGCAUUUCUGGGAGGAGGCUCCCGUCCCUCAGUCUCCAACUCCAUCAUGCAGUCUCAUUCACAUAACAUCUCUGCUCUCCAGCUCCACUUCCCGCAGCAGGACAAAUGAACCUUCAGCUCCUAGAGACCUGACUCUGACCUCCUUCUGAUCAGCAAUGGGGUUUCACCUUCCCCUCAACAAACCUGUCAGCCUCUGAAUGAUGAACGUCAGAGUCACCAGAACCAGCAAAACUCCAACUGCAGCCAGUUGAGCCUUUGUAAACUUAGCCCCUCUGGAAACCAGGUCUGAACUGGAGAGGUCUGAACUCAUGGACUCCUAGACUUUAAGGUCAGAAGGGACCAUUAUGAUCAUAUAGUCUGACCUCCUGCACAAUACAGGCCACAGAAUCUCACUCUCCCACUCUUGUAAUAAACCCCUAACCUAUGUCUAAACUAUUGAAGUUCUCAAGUAAUGGUUUAAAGACUUUAAGGUGCAGAGAAUCCUCCAGCAAGUGAACCGUGCCCCAUACUGCAGAGGAAGGUGAAAAAUCUCCAGGGACUCUGCCAAUCUGCCCUGGAGGAAAAUUUCUUCCCGAGCCCUGAGCAUGUGAGCAAGACUCACCUCAACCCAAUAAGAGGAGGACUGGGCAGCACAGGUCUGUAACAGGGAAAGGAGAGUGCUUUCCCCUGGGCUGCAGAGCCUGGGGCUUAGCCAAACUGAUUACAGAAUGAGUCCUACCUCAGAGGGACCAUUUAUUGGCCCCGAAAGAACCAGACUUCAGCGGCGAUAAAGCCUAGCUGGGCUAUGAACUGGAAUGAGAACUAGGUAGGAAGUUGAAAGCAGUAAGGAAAGCCUAGAAGGGAACUUGAAAAGAGAGGUAGGAUGUGCCCAGGGAAAUCUGCAGCAAAGAGAAAAGAGCAACCCUAGCUGUUGAGUACAGAGCCCUGGGCUGCUACCAGUGUCAGGGUGGGACCGGGUUCCUCUACUGGCACCAAAGAAGGGGGCAUACACGCACCCAGAGAGGGUUACCAAGCCCAGCAAGGGAGCUGCAGAUCUGAGCCAGAGCCCCAGCAAGAGCAGAAGAACUUUUUUCUCUGGGAAGACCUCUUUAGACUUCCAGUGUGUGACAAGCUGAGCCCCAGAAGCAUGGACUAAAGGUGGUGAGCCGGCCAGAGGGCCGAAUUACCAGGCAGAGAGACUGCCAUGGUGCUGGAGUGACCAUCGAUGGAGGAUCAGAGGGCACGUAACAAUGAGUAGAUUCAUUGAUUAUUGGCAUAGUCAGCAGGAUUGAAUUCCCCCUGUCAUCUGUGAGGGCUCAUGGAAGUCUUGGUUACUGAAGGAAGGUCCAUCCCCCCCAAGUGGGAUUUCCCAUUUGAGUUCCAGGGACUGGCUAAGCAGCCAAAGCAGGUCUCGGGGUUUCUCCAGCAGCUCCUAGAAACCCAACAGAAGCAGAAGGAAGGGCAGGCAGAGCUACAGAUGCAGCUGCUAAUCUUGAGGGAGCAGCAGCAGUACCUGUGAGAGAUCCUGCAAAGGGAAAUCAACCUGCUAGGCCCAUGGACAAAAAGAGAAGACUCAGAGAGCAUGCUGUGGCUGUGCUGAGAAGGUUAGCCCAGGAAAGCAGGGCCUGAGAAAGUGUACAAGCAUAGCCUAAUGCCAAGAUAGGAACAAAAGUUCUUUGGUUUUGGUGCAGAGAAGCAGGCCAUAUCAAAAGACCCGGCCUGCAUAGGAAAUUCCUGAGUGGCAAAAGGAGGGGCCAGGGCCCCAAGAAGGUAGAAAGAAAGGAGAAGGUGUCCUCUUGGAAAACACACAUGAGGCAGGCUAGGUGGAGAUGGCAGGGAUGGCCAUGGACCUUGCAGACCCUCCUGCAACACACCUAUCGGGUGCUGCAGGGAGGUGAAGAGUGAAAUGAUUGGCACAGAGAUGAAUCAGGCAUGAGAGUUGAGCAGUGGUGUGUGCUCAGACACUGAUGGAAAAGGUUUUGGGGGAUGCAGCAGCAAUAGAAAAAAGGCUACAGAAGAAGCUAGUGGCUUCAGAACAAGGCUCUGCAAGCAGUUGUUAAUGAGAAUGAGUGGCUGCAGGAAGAGAAGGAUGGCCUCUGAGUUCUGGUGAGUACGAGGCUGUACGAGUGCAUAGCCGGUGACAGCGACGAGAUGAGAUGGUGAGGGAUGAAGAUUGGACAAGAGUAGAGCUUGCCCCCGGGUUGGGCCGGAUUUUAAGGAGGAGGGUAUUUCACAGGGUGGCUUGGCCUGUGGCUGCAAAGCCUGGAGCUAGGCCAAAUUGAUGACCAAGUGAGCCCCACCUGAGAGGAAACAAGGGAAAACAGCAGCAAAAGUACAGAAGCAGACCUAGCUGUUCAACAUAUGGCCUUGGGCCAAAACCUGGAGUCCAGGGUAGGACAGGGUUCUCCCACCGUCCCUAAGGAAGGGGACAUAGAAGACCAUAGAAACCCAAGAAGGGCAGACCAAGGCGAAAUCAGGCUGAGGAAGAGCUCCCCACGAGGGUGGAAGGCCUUGUUUCUGUUCAAGACAUUUUUGGACUUUGUUUGGAAGGAGCAUGACCCAGGAAGGAGUGGACUAAAGGACAGUCACCUGGUUGGAGGGCUGAGUUCCCAGCCAACAAACUGCAAGAGUGACUAUCAACGGGGUUGCUAGCCCAGCUAGAAAGCUGUGACACGAGGCCUGGCCAGGAUCUAGCGUCCCAGCCUCUUACACAGAUGUAUGCUUCAGCCAGCCCAGCUCAGAGAGCAGUGGGAACAGAUGAUCUUAUCCUGUCAAACCAAGCAACAUGGGUCCUACUGAGGCUUAGAUGGAAGAUCCCAUGCGUCUCCUGGAGAGGAUGUGUCCAGGAUCCUGGAGGAGGUUUGAGUGGGGAGAGAUCACUCACUGUCAUGACCCAUGGGUCAUUAACCCGGGUCUGCAGGGCUCAUGGGAGCAGCCACACUGCAGCAGGCCACCUGGAAGCCUACUAAAAACUGCUUACCUAGGACUUAUGAAUUCCAGACCCAGUUUGAGGCUCCAUCCCUGAGGCCUAAUGGCAGAGUCCCUGAGCAGCUAAUCGGCCCCCGGGACCUCCUUAAACCAACAGCAGGAACAAGAAGCUGUCUGAACACCCGAGCUCCCCUGUCUUCUGGACCAUGUGUUAGCUGUUCCUGCUCCCACUGCCCAGGCUUGAUUUCCUGGCAUCCUGACUCGCUGUGACUCAUCUGAUUUGAGGUUCUAAACUCAGUUUGGUGUUUUGCUUCUGUUCUUCCAGUAUCCUGACCCAGCUGACUCUUGACUCCUGUCUUCUGAGUGUGGACUCUGCCUCUGACCACUAGGUCUGGCUGCUGAUGACAUGGCCAUGACACUGACUUUUCUACGAUUCCUCCAAUGCCCUUUUCUGCUCUCCAGCUCUGCUGUCCCAGCAAGACACACCAAUCCCCUGGCUCCCAGAGUUGCUGCUGGUUGCUGGUUGCUGCUAUUCAAGGGCUCAGGGGUAGUGCUUGUAUUGCCUCCUCCCCCACCAUAGCUGCUUUUCCUAUGGGAAUCUCCCUAGCACAGAGGAGAAAUCUGCUCUUCUCUUAGAAUCAGUCCUGGCAGCAAUUCAGGAAGUCAUAGAAGGGACGGUCUGCUAAGCUCCCUCUGCAAUGCCACUGUCAGACCAUUACUGGUGGGUGCCAAGUGACUGCACAGGCAGCUCCUUGAGAGACUCCUAGGGGCAGGGUAGUCGUGUUUCACAGUGACCUCUGAAAGGUCAAGCAAAGAGUGCAGCAUUGAAGAGACUCUCCUGCUGUAACAAAGGGUUUCUGUUCUCCUACAUAGUCAGACAGUGAGGCCAGUUUGCAGAAUGUGGAAGAGCUUGGGUGAUGAGUUGGAGGAUUCACCGUAUAGGUGGCAGCAGCUGCAGAUCCUGGAGUCCCUAUGGUAGGGUUACCACGCAUCCGGAUUUUCCCGAACAUGUCCGGCUUUUGGGUUUUUAAAUAGCCAUCUGGGAGGAAUUUGUAAAAAUCUAAAAAGGUCCAGGAUUUCCCUCCCAAUGCAGAGCACGAUGCAGCUGACACGGUGGCCGGGCUGGAUUGAGCUGCUCGUAUCUGGGCCUCCAGCAGCCAGAGCUCCUCCCCUGCUCCCCCCCCACCCCGCAGCCUCAGCGCACUGUGCCGGUAGCACUCUCGUGGGGGAGGGGUGGCGCGCUCCGUGGGGGAGCACAGCACUGUCUGGCUCCACACACCAGACACACUGCUCUGAGCAGCAUGGUAAGG